Molecule: messenger RNA, 2752 nt
Organism: Salvia hispanica
Lineage: Eukaryota; Viridiplantae; Streptophyta; Magnoliopsida; Lamiales; Lamiaceae
Source: RefSeq, a predicted model, not a curated record
AAGUAUCAAACCAUUUUACAAAUUCCAUAUCUCUUACUGCAAAUUCUCCUCUCCCAAAAUCCAAUCAUCCAUGGAGCUCCAUCACUCCCACAGCAACAUCCUCUCAUCACUUUCCCUCACCUUCUUCCUCCACUUCUCAUCUCUCCUCUUUCCCUCAUCCUCCUACACUCUCCCCGACUACUACUUCAUCAACUGCGGCUCCCAUUCCUCCCUCCCCACCUUCCAACGCAACUUCACCGGCGACCAAAAUCCCUCCACCUUCUCCCUCUCCUCCACCGGCACCACCUCCUCCGCCGCAAACCAAACCCUCGAACUCUACCAAACCGCAAGAGUCUUCACAAAACCAUCCUCCUACCACCUCAAUUUAGACCAAACCGGCACCUACAUCCUACGCCUCCAUUUCUUCCCCUCCCCCUCCCUCGAAAACCCCCAAUUCCACGUCUCCGCCGCCGGCUUCUCCCUCCUAUCCAAUUUCACCGCCGGCCGCUACGGAUUCCCAAUCGUAGAAGAGUUCUUAAUCAAGGCAUCCGCAGGGAAGCUGAAGAUCAACUUCAAUCCUGCUCAAAAAGACCGAUCUUCCGCAUUCGUCAACGCAAUUGAAGUCUUCCUCGCGCCGCCGGAGCUAAUUCCAGACUACGCUUCCGUUCCCAUUCCUCGCGUGAGUAGUAACCAGGGAGAUAACGGAUAUUUUAACGGCGUUUUGGGCGAUUUCACGCUGCGGAUUCUUCACAGGAUUAACGUCGGUGGUGGGAACGUUACGCGGGAAAGUGACACGCUGAUGAGGUAUUGGGUUCCCGACGAUCCGUAUUUGCUCCCCGGAAACACUUCCAAGUCCCACACUUACACUGAUGAGAUUAAGUAUCAGGACGGUGGAGCUACGACAUUCAUUGCUCCUGAUUCUGUUUACAACACUGCUAGAGAGAUGAAUACUAAUAGCUCCGAUAAUAUCUCGUGGCGGUUUGAGGUUAAGAAGGGAGUUAGCCAUCUCUUGAGGUUGCAUUUCUGUGACAUUGUUAGUGAUACCUCGAAUGAGAACUUCAAAUUCAACCUGUUUGUCGAUGGUGAUGAGCCUAUUGUGGUGUUUCCUUGGGAUAAAAUUCCUCAGGGGGCAGCUCCCUUUUAUAUAGAUCGGUUGGUGGAAACGGAUGAUUCCGGUUUUGUGAAUGUAAGCGUUGGCCCCAACUCGGAAUCGAGUGUUCGAAAUGCGAUGUUGAAUGGUCUGGAGAUAAUGGAGCUUCUCACAGACAAGGCCUCUGAUUCUGGAGAUGGUUCUGGCAAAGGCUUGUUUCUGAUUCUUGGUUUGUGUAUUGGUGGAUUGGUUUUGGUUUUGGUAGUGUUUGGUGUAGUGUUUCUUCGAUUCAGGAAGAGGAAAGUGAAGCAGAAUGGGGUUUUGAAUUGGCCGUUGGGGAGUUCUUAUAGUAGGACUACUGCUCGGACAUCGGUGACCGGGACGCCCUUUGCUGACUUGAACCUCGGGCUGAAGAUCCCGCUGUCCGGGAUCCUCUUCGCGACGAAGCACUUUGACGCGAAGCUGAUGAUCGGGGAGGGGGGUUUCGGGAAGGUUUACAAGGGGACGCUGAGGAACGGAAACAAAGUGGCUAUAAAGAGGAGCGAGGCAGGGCACGGGCAGGGGUUCGAGGAGUUUCACACGGAGAUAAGGGUUUUGUCGAAGAUCCGACACCAGCAUCUCGUCUCGCUCAUUGGCUACUGCGACGAGAAGGACGAGAUGAUACUUGUGUAUGAGUUCAUGGAGAAUGGUACUUUGAGGGAGCAUUUGUAUGGGGAUGUGAACCGCAGCCUCUCGUGGGACGAGAGGCUGCGGAUAUGCUGUGAGGCAGCGAAGGGGAUUCAUUAUUUGCAUACUGGAUCAACCGGGACGAUCAUUCAUAGAGACAUCAAGUCGACGAACAUCUUGUUGGACGAGAGCUACGUGGCGAAGGUGGCUGAUUUUGGGCUGUCUCAUUCCGGGCCGCUUGAUCAGACUCAUGUGAGUACGGAGGUGAAGGGCAGCUUCGGGUACUUGGAUCCGGAGUACUUUAGGUGCCUGCAGCUGACGCAGAAGUCAGACGUGUACUCGUUCGGGGUGGUGCUCCUGGAGGUGCUAUGCGCGAGGCCAGCGGUUGAUCAGGAGCUGCCGAGGGAGGAGGUGAACUUAGCGGAUUGGGGAAUGGUGUGGCAGAGGAAGGGGGAGUUGGAGAAGGUUGUGGAUCCUUGUCUUGAGGGGAAGAUUAAUCCGAAUUCACUGAGGAAGUUUGGGGAGACUGUGGAGAAAUGUUUGCAAGAAAAUGGGGGGGAUAGGCCUAAUAUGGUGGAUGUGUUGUGGGAUUUGGAGUACUGCCGCCAGCUUCAGCACUCAGCCGUGCCGAGGCAGCCGUAUGAGGACACCACGACCGAGGUGUCGUGGGGCGUGCCCAUGCCGGUCCUUCAACGGCUGCCAACGGAUAGCUUCACGAUUGAGGAGGACGACUCGGUUAGUCGGUCGUUCAGCGGUGUGGUUUCGAGUCAGCCUAAUGGGAGUGAGGUGUUUUCGUUGCUGGAUAUGGAUGGUGCGAGGUGAGACUUAAGUUCAUCUUGGUGUGUUGUUUUUUGUUAAAUAUGUCUAGUGUUUGUUGCCUCAUAGUCAUGGUAUUGUAUGUGUGUCUUUCGAAUUGGGAUAAAAUGUAUUUUUGUGGAAUAUAUGGUCUCAUGAAUUAUAAUUUGGAAGACCCAACCAUUCCUACUAAUAACAAUGAAUUGGUUAAUUGUGUCUUCA